CCUCUCCUCUGUUGUUCAAAAUCACAAUCCAACACUACUGAUCUAAGAGCUUUUGAGCCAUGGGAGCUCCAUCUCCAUCCCCACUUGUUGUUUUUUCCAUAUCUGUCACAAUUUUAGCUUUCACAGCCUCAUUCUCCAGCGUUGGGUCAGCCAGUUUGAGCAUUGAAACAGAUAAACAGGCCUUGAUUUUCAUGAAGUCUGGAUUUAGCAAUCUCCAGCCUUCAAAUCCCUUGUCUUCUUGGGACCAAAACUCAUCCCCCUGCAACUGGACUCGUGUCAGUUGCGACAAAGAUGGCACUAGAGUUGUUUCCCUUGAUCUUUCAAGCCUGCAACUUUCAGGAUCCUUAGACCCUAAUAUUGGCAACCUCUCAUUUCUCCACUCCCUUCAGCUCCAAAACAACCUGUUAACAGGACCAAUCCCCCAUCAAAUUUCCAAUCUUUUUCGCCUCAAACUCCUCAACUUGAGCUCCAACUCCCUUGAAGGUGGGUUCCCCUCCAACAUCAGUGGAAUGGCUGCCCUUGAGACUAUUGAUCUGACAUCCAAUAAGAUCACAGCACGUCUCCCUCAAGAACUCAGUCUCUUAACCAACCUCAAAGUCUUGAAAUUGGCUCAAAAUCAUCUUUUUGGCGAAAUCCCACCUUCGUUUGGCAACCUCUCCUCUCUUGUCACCAUCAAUUUUGGUACAAAUUCUCUCACAGGUCCGAUUCCGAGUGAGUUGAGUCGGCUCCAAAAUCUCGAGGAUCUUAUCAUUACCAUUAACAAUCUCACAGGCACUGUUCCCCCUGCCAUAUUCAAUAUGUCUUCUUUAGUUACUCUGGCCUUGGCUUCCAACAAGCUGUGGGGAACAUUUCCAAGGGAUAUUGGGGAAACACUCCCCAAUCUCUUAGUCUUCAACUUUUGUUUCAAUGAAUUUACAGGAACCAUUCCUCCUUCGCUGCAUAAUAUCACUAAUAUUCAGGUCAUUCGUUUUGCCUAUAACUUUCUUGAAGGGACCGUGCCACCAGGUUUGGAGAAUCUCCACAAUCUUACCAUGUAUAAUGUUGGGUACAAUAAGCUCGUUUCAGGUGAAGAUGGGAUUAGUUUCAUCAAUUCACUGACAAACAGUUCUCGCCUUUCUUUUCUUGCCAUUGAUGCCAACAAUUUUGAAGGUCAGAUUCCGGAAUCCAUUGGGAAUCUUUCCAAGUCUCUUUCCAUAUUGUUCAUGGGACAGAAUCGUCUCUCUGGAAAUAUUCCUCCCUCAAUUGGGAAUUUAAAUGGCUUGGCUUUGCUGAAUUUGAGCUACAAUUCGCUCUCUGGCGAAAUCCCACCAGAGAUUGGCCAAUUGGAGAACCUCCAAAGCCUUGUUUUGGCCAGAAAUCGGCUCUCGGGUUCGAUUCCAAGCUCCUUGGGGAAUCUUCAAAAACUGACAACUCUUGAUUUAUCAGGAAAUGAGCUGAUUGGUGGCAUACCCACCUCUUUUUCAAACUUCCAGAAGCUUCUUUCGAUGGAUUUAUCCAACAAUAAGUUCAAUGGAAGCAUACCCAAAGAAGCUCUCAAUCUCCCUGCGAGUACUACAUUGAACAUUUCCAACAAUUUCCUUACUGGUCCUCUGCCUGAGGAAAUUGGGUCCCUUGGAAAGCUCUUUCAGAUUGAUAUGUCAAACAAUCUCAUAUCUGGACAGAUUCCUUUAUCUAUCAAAGGUUGGGAUAGCUUGGAGAAGUUGUUCAUGGCAAGAAAUGAAUUCUCAGGUCCAAUUCCCAGUACUCUAGGAGAACUUAAAGGCCUCCAAGUCAUUGACCUCUCCUCAAAUCAUCUCUCUGGCCCCAUCCCUGAUAACAUUCAAGAUCUAUUAGCCCUUCAGUAUCUGAAUCUCUCGUUUAACGACCUCGAGGGAGCAGUUCCUCAAGGUGGAAUCUUUGAAAGUAAAACCAAUGUCAGUUUACUAGGAAAUCCAAAGCUAUGCUUGUAUUCUUCCUCAUGUUCAGAGAGUGACUCCAAACGAGACAAAGCAGUCAAAGCUAUAAUCUUCACGGUUGUGUUUUCAGCUCUGGCACUGUCCUUCAUCUUUGGUACGUUGAUCCAUUUCAUGAGGAAAAAGUCAAAGACUGCACCAUUGGUUGACUUACUCAAAGGUCAACACGAAAUGGUGUCUUAUGAUGAGCUGCGUUUGGCAACAGAGAAUUUCAGCGAGCAGAAUUUGAUUGGAAAAGGAAGCUUUGGGUCGGUGUACAAGGGAAUUUUGAAGCAAGGAAUUGCCGUGGCUAUUAAGGUUCUUGACAUCAACAGGACUGGUUCUAUAAGGAGCUUUAUGGCAGAGUGUGAAGCUUUGAGAAACGUGAGACAUCGAAAUCUCGUUAAACUCAUCACAUCAUGCUCCAGCAUAGACUUCUCAAACAUGGAAUUUCGAGCUCUGGUUUACGAGCUUUUGAGCAAUGGAAGCUUGGAUGAGUGGAUUCGAGGCCAAAGAAGCCACGAAAGUGGAAUUGGGCUUGAUAUUCUUGAGCGGGCGAACAUUGCCAUUGAUGUUGCUUCUGCAAUAAAUUAUCUACACCAUGAUUGUGACCUCCCCAUAGUUCACUGUGAUUUAAAGCCCAGCAACAUUCUUCUAGAUGCUGAUAUGAUUGCAAAAGUUGGAGAUUUUGGAUUGGCUCGGUUGCUAAUGGAAAGUGCCACCCCUCAAUCUUCCAUCACUUCCACUCAUGUUCUAAAAGGUUCCAUCGGUUACCUUCCUCCAGAGUAUGGUUUUGGAGUGAAGCCAACAACAGCAGGAGAUGUGUACAGUUUUGGAGUAACAUUGUUGGAGCUUUUUACAGGGAAGAGUCCAACAGAUGAAUCUUUCACUGGAGACUUGAACCUGGUGAAGUGGGUGGAGUCGUGUUUCCCAGAAGAUGUGAUGAAAGUGAUUGAUUUUAAGUUGCUGGAACUUUGUGUGGAUUUCGAGUACGAAGGUCGAGUCAUAAGUUCAGAUAUGCACAAGGAUUGUUUGAUCAAAGUGAUUGGAGUUGCACUCUCAUGCACUGUGAAUUCUCCCGCGAGUCGCACAGACAUUAAAGAUGCGGUUGCAAAGCUUAAAAGUGCGAAAGAUAAUUUUCUUCGUUCUCCUAAGUCUAAAAUAAGUGUUGUGUUGUAGUUUGGUGGAUGUAUGUAUUUUUUUCUUCACUGCAGCAAAGACUAAAGAGAUCAAGGAAAAUAAAAGUUGUCGAUCUUAUUUGCAUUUUACUUGUGUGCAAUACACAUCUGUAAGUUGAAGUUGAAUAUGGGUAUUUUAAAUGAUGUAUUUAUUGCUGUUGAAUUAAUAUAAACAAAAUUUGAGCAAGUUGAUUGGGCUUUAAA
Messenger RNA from Momordica charantia (bitter melon), 3313 nucleotides. RefSeq lists its product as uncharacterized. Gene Ontology annotation, molecular function: ATP binding; protein kinase activity; protein binding. The record is from RefSeq and is a predicted model, not a curated record. Lineage: Eukaryota; Viridiplantae; Streptophyta; Magnoliopsida; Cucurbitales; Cucurbitaceae. Gene Ontology annotation, biological process: protein phosphorylation.